AGGGAGUAGAGUACAGAUUUGAACAAUGGUGUUGGUGUAUAGGAUAAUAAUAAAGAAUAAAUAAUACGGCACACUUUCCAUUUCAUGCUAAAAGAUAAAAAAAAAAUGAAGCUAGCUUUAUCAGUUAGAUACAUGGAGUGAAGUAAGAAACUAAGAACAGAGAGAAAGAGAGAAAGAGAAAGAAAAGAAAAAGUCGGUUUCUUUUUCAUUUUUACUCCUGGCUCGGAAGUGUGUACAGUGGGUAAGAAGAAAGAACAUGAAAGAGAAGAAAUACACUCUAUAAUUCGACUUCUCAAUAACUUUUGAUCUCGCGUGUUAUAGAAAAAGGCCCACUUCAGAUUUGUCCAGUACUUUUUCUUUCUUUUUCUUUACCUUUUGCAGAUUUUGGUUCUAGAGUUUUGGAUUAUGUGGCGAAUUUAAGUAGGAAAACUAGAAUUUGUAACAAAAGUUAAAUGCUCGAUAGAUUUCCUGAUGUGGGUUGGUGAGUGACUGAGCCUUUUGCUUUGUUCAGCGCCUAAACAAAAUUUUGAAAAAGAAAUAUGGCUUUUUUGUUUUCUUUGGUAUUUUUCAUGGAGCUCUGCUGUAAAUAACAAAUGAGAUGUAAUGAGAUGCUCUUAGUUUCAAUCAUGGUGUUUUUAAGUGUGGGUUUUUGGGAUAUUUGAAGAUGGGUUUAUCAUCUGUUGUUUUUUAGAUGUAUUUUUGUUAUUGAUCACAUGGGUUCGGUUAUUGAAGAGAAGAUUAAGACAACAUCGGCAGCAACAGCUGGGUUGAUUAAUAUGGCUGCACAACCUACUAAAGAAGAGAUGAAGGCUUUGAAAGAAUUUCAAGAUCAGUCUGAGGCAAAAAAGAGUAUAAAUUCAGAGUUAUGGCAUGCUUGUGCUGGGCCACUGGUUUCAUUACCUCAAACUGGAAGUCUCGUACUCUACUUCCCUCAAGGUCAUAGUGAGCAGGUAGCGGUUUCUACGAAAAGAGCAGCGACAUCACAGAUACCGAAUUACCCAGGCCUCCCAUCUCAGUUGACGUGUCAAGUUCACAAUGUCACAUUACAUUGCGAUAAAGAAACAGAUGAGAUUUUUGCGCAAAUGACUCUUCAGCCGGUGAAUUCUGAAAAGGAUGUGUUUCCAUUUCCCGAUUUUGGAGUAAAAAUCAACAAGCAUCCAACGGAGUUCUUCUGCAAGACACUAACAGCAAGUGAUACAAGCACACAUGGUGGUUUUUCAGUGCCCCGUAGGGCAGCAGAAAAGCUGUUUCCUCCAUUGGAUUAUUCAAUGCAACCCCCAACUCAGGAGCUUAUAGUGCACGAUUUGCAUGAUAAUUCGUGGACGUUUCGUCACAUAUAUCGCGGGCAGCCAAAGCGACACCUUCUCACAACUGGAUGGAGUGUCUUUGUGGGUUCAAAAAGACUAAAAGCCGGUGAUGCUGUUCUGUUUAUUAGGGAUGAGAGGUCACAAUUAAUGGUGGGUGUGAGGCGUGCAAAUCAUCAACAAACAAAUUUGCCAUCAUCUGUACUCUCUGCUGAUAGCAUGCAUUUUGGAGUCCUCGCUGCUGCAGCUCAUGCUGCAGCUAAUCGAAGCCCAUUCACCAUAUUCUACAAUCCGAGGGCAUGCCCUUCAGAAUUUGUCAUUCCAUUGACCAGAUUCCAAAAGGCCGUAUAUGGCACACAGGUUUCUGUUGGAAUGAGAUUUGGUAUGAUGCUUGAAACCGAGGAGUCUGGUAAGCGCAGGUACAUGGGCACAGUUGUAGGUAUUAGUGACUUGGAUCAUUUAAGAUGGCCUAAUUCUAAAUGGCGUAAUCUUCAGGUGGAAUGGGAUGAAGCUGGAUGUGGUGAUAAGCAGAAUAGGGUUAGCUUAUGGGACAUAGAGACUCCUGAAAGCCUUUUCAUUUUUCCGUCCCUGACUUCAAAUCUCAAACGACCAGUACACUCUGGAUUUGGAGAGAAUGACUGGGGAAAUCUGUUCAAGAGACCUUUUGCUCGUGGCCCUGAAAACGGAACUGGUGCUUUCUCGUACUCCUCGUUUCCCAGUCUCCUGAAACCCCCAGCUGCUGGCCCCAUCGGAGCCAUGUCUGCGGGAUACCUUCCACCUUGUGUUACUAGAGGAACUCCUCUGCUAGUGGGAGAAUCAUCUGUAAAACCUUUUGCUUCCCAAAAAUCUCAGUUUCUUUCAAUAGAUGGCACUUCACUUCAAAAUCAUAAUUCUUGUCAGAACAUCCUUGAUGUGCCUCAGAUUUUGAAAUCAAAUUUGUUACCACAAACACAUGCACGUGAAAAUAUCAAUCCUCCUUUCAAAGUUGAAAGUCAAUCGUCUCCCAAACCACAAAGUGAGAAACCAGAAACACGGCCUGUGGUGGUAUCAGAUCAGCUGAAUCAAUCGGCUUCCUCCUCCAAGUGCACUGAAGACAAGUUGGAUGGCUCUAUGAAUUCUCAUACCCUCGUAAAUCAAAUGUUACAUCCUAACCAAGGCAUGUUAUUGCCGCAAACAAGUCAACAAUUGGAGCCGAAUACGCUCCUUCAACAUCAGAUUGAUACCCUCCCUUUUGAUGCAAGUAAUGCAACUGGCUUACUUCCGUAUCCAAUGAACCUCUCAUCAUCUCAGUACUUGGAUAAUGAUGAUUGGAUGUUGCACUCCGGUCAGUCUCUUGCAGGAAUUCUUAGAUCACCAGCACCACCAUCUGGAUGUGGUUUAGAAGACCUCCCAAUGCUGUAUUCAGAAAUGGGUAAUGUAGCAGCAACUUCAUUGGGUCAAGAAACUUGGGCUUCUCAGCUGAACUAUUUAAGAUACUUAUCUCAAGAACAAGAACUCACCCCAUGCCUUCAGAGACUUCCAACUACUCUUCAGGGUUUCUCAAAUUCAGGUGUUGGACUCAAAGACCUCUCUGGGGAUAGCAAGAAUCAAUGUGAGAUUUAUAGUGUUCAUUUUGAAUCAAGCAAUGGAGGAAGCACUAUUAUAGAUCCUUCUGUGUCGAGCACCGCCUUCGACGGAAUUGGCUCAUUGGGGAUUGAAGGGUUCCAGAGUUCUAAUUGCUUAGUUGGUAACUUCAGUUCAAACCAAGAUGUUCAGUCUCAGAUUACCACAGCAAGCAUGGUAGAUUCUCAAGCCUUCUCUCUCCAAGAACUUCAGGACAAUUCAGGAGGUACUUCAUCCAGCAAUAUAGAUCUCGAUGACACUGGCCUCUUACAGAAUGGCUCAUGGCAGCAAAUAUCCCCACCUCUAAGAACGUAUACAAAGGUCCAAAAGGUAGGAUCCGUUGGGAGAUCAAUUGAUGUUACAAGGUUUAAGAACUACGAUGAUCUCAGAUCUGCUAUAGCUUGCAUGUUUGGCCUCGAUGGUAUGCUUGAUGAUCCAAGAGGUUCAAGCUGGAAGCUUGUAUAUGUAGAUUACGAAAAUGACGUGCUUCUUGUUGGUGAUGAUCCGUGGGAGGAGUUCGUUAGCUGUGUCCGUUGCAUCCGAAUUUUGUCUCCUUCAGAAGUUCAGCAAAUGAGCGAAGACGGAAUGAAUCUAUUAAGUAAUACGGUAGUGUAGUGUGGAAACUAUAAGAGGAGCACGCCCAGGCCCUAGCUAAUUUCCUUGACUUGACCAGAUUUGCCAAGUAAGAAUUAAGAGCCCGUAAUUAACCUCUGAGUUGCAAUUAAUUGUCAUCAAGAAUAAUAAACCUUUAGCAUCUCCAAGUCACUUUUGGAUUCAGCUCAUGUGUUCAUACAGACUUGGUAUCAGUCAAUAUAGCUAGGGAAAUUGGCUGUCACCCCUCAAAAGCUCUCAUCUCUGUGGUAGAUAGUUUAGUUAGUUGACAUGUUGGGGAUCUAUAAUAUUUGUCAUAUUGUUGUUGCUCUUUGUUUCUUCUACAUCAUAUAUAUAUAUAUAGUGAUAUUACCGGUAUGUAAUGGUGAUACGUCGACUGUUACAAUGGUAAUAUAUAUAUGUGAGGUCAGCUAGAUACUUCUCAUCUUUAUGAAAGUAA
This is a messenger RNA of Papaver somniferum (opium poppy), 3957 nucleotides long. RefSeq names its product auxin response factor 5-like. Gene Ontology annotation, cellular component: nucleus. Gene Ontology annotation, molecular function: DNA binding; protein binding. Gene Ontology annotation, biological process: response to hormone; regulation of DNA-templated transcription. Bases 714 to 3521 code for a protein of 935 amino acids. The transcript is spliced from 14 exons. The record is from RefSeq and is a predicted model, not a curated record. NCBI's taxonomy places the organism in Eukaryota, Viridiplantae, Streptophyta, Magnoliopsida, Ranunculales, Papaveraceae.